AUGACAGACACCGCGUCGCCCCAUGCUGCACCUGCACACGACAAUGUUUCCCCGGAAGAAAACACCACGCCCUCUUCUGAUGCGCCCCCGGCUCAGAACGGAAAGCCAAUUCUGAAACCUCUGGACACGACCACCCAUAACCAUAUUUCGCAAGAUUCAAGCAGUGACUCUGAUUUAACGCCAGUAAAGUCCGACGAUGAUGAACGCGUUUCUGCCUCGAUCUUGCAGGACGCGCCCAAUGUCGAAAAUGUUGGCGACAUCCUCGACGACAGACCUGCAAAGCGCCCACGACUUUCGACGCCUCCUCCUAAUUCCCUGGUGAAGAGACCGAAGCCAAUAUCGCCACCGUGGAAGAAGUUUGAAGCGGACACGCCAACAACCUUUACUGAAGAUGGCAAGCGCCGGUCUGGGAGAACCAACAAUGUUCCUCUGGAUCUGCAGCCUCAAGGACGCAAGCGCAUGACACGGGGCGCUUUGAGCGAUCAAAAGGGAACGCCAGCCAGCAAACCGCAGGUCAACGGCCAGCAUAAAGGUGUUUCGUCCAGCAAGGCAACUCCUGUCAAGAGCAAUACUCCAGCAUCCAAAUCGGCCAGCAACAAGAAAGCUCCUCCUCCUUCCACCACCAAGUCUGCUUCAAAAACAUCAAGUCGCCGACGAUCCUCCCCUCCGCCGCCAGUAUCGCCGCAGCGCACAUCUGCCAGACAACGAAGCGCACGUAAUCUCCGUGGUAACUUUGAGUCUGGCGCGCGUGACUCACAAAUCUCAAAACAUGAAAGCCCGCGCUCAACGAGGAUCAAGCUGCGCGUUCGUGCGACUGCCAUUCCAAUCGUUCACCCGAACCAAGUAAAUGUCUAUCCUGGACAGACAGUGGCACGCCCCAAGAUAGGAGAGACGUUCGCAGAUUUCAUCGACAAGGCAUCAACCUUCGACAUCAAAGAUGGAGGUUGGCAGGAUCCUCUCGACGAUGGUCCUCCCUACACAGAUGCUCAAGCGGAGGCUGACGCCAAGGUACUUUUGCGGGUCGAGGACGAGUCGAAGCCUGGUGGAAUGCUUAGCGAGGAGCGUUGCGCAUUGUUUGUGCCCGAUGUCGCCGAGGAACCUGCACGGCAAUGGGCACAGUACGAUCAUCUCUUGAGAGCAGCGACAAAUUUCCGAAAGCUCAUGGUUCAGGAGCACCAAAGACACAAACAGACAGCCAAGAGGCUCGCAGAGGCCUGUCGCGACGAGUGGAUUCGCCGACAACCGAAAUCAACCGAACAGAUCGAGGCCGAAGCCAGAGCACUGUGGAUAGCACGCUACAAGACGGUCGCCAAAGCAUUAAUAGGCACCUGGGAGAAUGUUCGUGUUGAGAUCAAUCGCCGCCGGCUUGAGGAAUACGAAGCCAAGAGACAGAAAGAGGUCAAGGCUGCUCUCAACGAAGCUGUCAACAUGUCCGAGCUCAAACUACAAGCUCGUCGCGCCCACUUUGAUUCAGAAGCGUUGUCGACAGACGAUGAAGAAGAGCUAGAAGAAGAUGAGAUAGAAGACGACACCGAGCUGAUGCAGGGCGAUAGUGACGACAGUAUGGCCUCGGAAGAAGAGUCAAAGACGAGUGAAAGUGUUCAUGGGGAUGAAGACAACAUGUCAUCGUCCGAUGACGAGGAUGAUGCUAAGUCAACGACGUCCGAUGCCGACCUGAACCAGGAACAACUUCGACAAAAAUACGCCAAUGUCCCCGACCUGCCUCGAAAUGAAGAGCCAACAGCAGCAGGAGAAGAUGCGGAUACGCCGGCUAACUUGGCAGAUGAUGAAACCAGCGACGAAUCCGUGGACAUGGACGAUGAUAUGGGCUCGAGUGAUGAAAUGGACAGUGGUAGCGAAGAUGGAUCUGAAGUUGCCAGUGAUGAAGAGGAUGACGAGCCACUGGGCACGUUGGGAUUUUUGUUUGGCAAGUCUGAGCUGAAAAAGCUGCAAAAUGAGCAACCUGCUGAACCGGACGAUAUACCUGAUACCCCAAUGGAGGAUGCCCCUGAACCAAUUGCAGACGAGCCUUCGACUAUGGUCAAUGGAACCGCCGAAACGAAUGGGGAUGUUCGGUCGCCAGCAUUGGUUGCAGAACAGGCAGAAACACAAAAGGAUCCAUCCGAAGCUGACAAGCCCGACGAAAUCGCAGCUGUACCUGAGCCGCUGAAAUUGGAGACUGUUGGUAUGGAAGUCAUUGAUGCUGUUGAGGAGGUCAAGGCUGGCCAUACAACUGCCAUUGCAACGGCGGACACGAGUGCUGCACCCGAAGCAAUACCUAGCGUCGAGGAUGCUCCUACCACCAAUGGCCUGAACACAAGUCCCUUGCCCGACGGCAUCGCGACCAAUUCAGCCAGCGUUGAUGAUACGCAGUCCCCAAGGACAUCCGACACGAAGGUCUCGGAAAUUGAUACUGCUUCGACGGUAAAUCAACCUGAAGUCAGUAGAUCGACCUCACCUUCCCAUACACCAAAGACGGAAAUUCCCUUCUUGCUACGUGGUACACUGCGUGAAUAUCAGCACUUUGGUCUCGACUGGUUGGCAGGCUUGUACCAGAACAAGACGAAUGGUAUUUUGGCGGAUGAAAUGGGUCUUGGAAAGACUAUACAAACAAUUUCGCUUCUGGCUCAUUUGGCUUGUCAUCACGAGGUGUGGGGACCUCAUCUUGUCAUUGUUCCCACAAGCGUUAUGCUCAACUGGGAAAUGGAGUUCAAGAAAUGGUGUCCUGGUUUCAAAGUCCUCUCUUACUACGGCAGCAUUGAAGAACGAAAACGAAAGCGGCAGGGUUGGCAGACUGAUGACAUGUGGAAUGUCUGCAUCACAUCAUAUCAAAUCGUUUUGCAAGACCAGCAGGUCUUUAAACGGCGACGGUGGCAUUAUAUGAUUUUGGAUGAAGCGCACAACAUCAAGAAUUUUCAGUCCAAGCGCUGGCAAACACUUCUUGGCUUCAACACUCAAGCUCGACUACUGCUCACUGGAACGCCAUUGCAAAACAACCUGACAGAACUAUGGUCCUUGCUCUUCUUUUUGAUGCCUUCGGAGAAUGGUGUGGGUGGGUUUGCUGAUUUGGCGGAGUUUCAUGAAUGGUUCCGCAAGCCAGAGUCGCAGAUUCUUGAAAGUGGCCGAGAGCAGAUGGACGAUGAGGCACGUGCCAUUAUUUCCAAGCUGCAUAAAGUCUUGAGACCUUAUCUUCUUCGGCGUCUCAAGGCAGAUGUCGAGAAGCAGAUGCCAGCCAAGUAUGAGCAUGUUGAGUUUUGCCGAUUGUCUCGGCGCCAGAGGGAGUUGUACGAUGGAUUCCUCGCCCGCACCGAUACGCGACAGGCCUUGGCUUCCGGCAACUACAUUUCCGUCAUCAACUGUCUGAUGCAGCUACGGAAGGUGUGCAAUCACCCGGACCUCUUUGUGGAGAGGCCCAUCAUGACGUCCUUCCGCCAACGAACUUCAGUCAUUGGCGAAUACGGGUUCACAAAUCACUUGUUAAAAGACAAGUUUCUAGCAAAGAAGCCCAUGACGCAAGUCAGCCUGGAAUUUUUGAACUUUAUGCCGACGAUAUACGAAGAUCUGUCGCUCAGCGAAUGUCAACGCACUGCACAGCUGUCGACACAUUACGAUUUGAUGAAACUGCGUGAGUCGCAAGAGCAACGCGCCAGAGCCUGUCCUACAAGUUGCGACCCGUCUACCGUCGAGUCAAAUCUUGUCUAUCUCGAAGGAGCCUCCCGUCGGCGACGAUACGAAGAACUCCAGCAUCUCGUGUACCUCACGGCUUUACGAUGCCAACAACAGCCUAUCUAUGGCAAAUGGCUUCGGGAUUUCCUCACCAUUGGCGCGAACGAGAGACCGUCAAAGCCCCGGCCAAAGGUUCCCGCAAAGAUCAUGGCCUGGUUCGAGGAGGAUUCGACAUUCCUGCGCUCCAUGGUGUUGGAUGUCGAUCAGCGUGCUGCAGAAAUGAAAACAACAAUUUCAAAGUUUGCUUGCAUCACUCCAGCAGUCAUUACGAGGGAUGUUGAUCAAUUUGUACUUGGGUCAAAGGGAGUGGGUGCAUUCACAGAGGCAGAUCUGCGUCUAUCGGCGCCUGUACGCUACUCUCCUUUCAUGCCCAAGGAGACACCUCUUGAUCCUUGGCAUGAGGCUCGGAUGCGCCUCAGCAUUCAGUUUCCCGACAAACGCCUGUUGCAAUACGACUGUGGCAAGUUGCAAGCACUAGACAAACUUUUGCGCAAGCUCCAAUCCGGAGGGCAUCGUGCCUUGAUCUUCACGCAAAUGACCAAAGUGCUAGACAUUUUGGAGCAGUUCCUCAACAUACACGGCCACAAAUACCUUCGACUUGAUGGCGCGACAAAGGUUGAACAGCGCCAGAUUCUCACAGAUCGGUUCAACAAUGACAAUAGAAUUCUGUGUUUUAUUCUAUCGACUCGGUCUGGCGGUCUGGGCAUCAAUCUGACUGGAGCGGAUACUGUCAUCUUUUACGAUCAAGACUGGAACCCUGCCAUGGACAAGCAAUGCCAGGACAGAUGUCACCGUAUUGGUCAGACCAGGGAUGUCCACAUCUACCGCUUGGUGUCUGAGCAUACCAUCGAGGCCAACAUUCUCCGAAAAGCCAGCCAGAAGCAAAUGCUUGAUGAUGUUGUCAUUCAGGAAGGUGGUUUCACAACGGACUACUUUAAUAAAAUGUCCGUUCAUGACGUGAUGAAAGAUGUUGGCAGUGACCUGCAGGAAGACAUGGUGGGUGACGCCAUGGACCGGGUUCUUGGUACAGCAGAAGAACGCGGCGAGCGCGCAGUUGGGCGGGUUCUUGAACAGGCCGAAGACAGAGAAGACGUCGCUGCCGCUCAUGUUGCAGAAAAGGAGAUUAGAGAAGACGACGCCGAUUUCGACGAGAACGCAAUAACAGCCUCGGCUUCUGGUGCUUCCAGCGCAAGACAAGGCACCCCCGCGACCCGAGACGCAUCUGCUGCGCCCGGGCGUUCCAAUCUGGGGCUUUACGAAGAAUCAGCCGCAGAGCCAGUGGAGAUUGACCUCAAUGCAUGGAAAGAGCAGAUCCACAAUAUUGACGAGUUCAUGAUGAGCACUAUGACGGUAAUGCUCGAGGGCACGCCUCUUGAGAUUCCCAAGGAUAAAAAGAAAGGAAAGAACAACAAGAAGGGCAAGGAUCACAGGAAGCGCUGA
Molecule: messenger RNA, 5166 nt
Organism: Pestalotiopsis fici W106-1
Lineage: Eukaryota; Fungi; Ascomycota; Sordariomycetes; Amphisphaeriales; Sporocadaceae
Product: Helicase SWR1
Exons: 1
Coding region: 1-5166 (1721 amino acids)
Cellular component (GO): Swr1 complex
Molecular function (GO): ATP hydrolysis activity; ATP binding; histone binding
Source: RefSeq, a predicted model, not a curated record